Molecule: messenger RNA, 1497 nt
Organism: Xenia sp. Carnegie-2017
Lineage: Eukaryota; Metazoa; Cnidaria; Anthozoa; Malacalcyonacea; Xeniidae
Product: ERC protein 2-like
Exons: 14
Coding region: 1-1497 (498 amino acids)
Source: RefSeq, a predicted model, not a curated record
AUGAACCACAACGGUCCCUUGGAAAACCUUCUUGAUGUUUCCAGGGUGGAAAUUGCCGAAGAACUACAAAAACAACAAAAUGAUCGUCUUGACAAAUUGUGGAAAAAUCAGUGCGAACAAAAUCAAAAGAUAUUUGAGAAGUUUGAUCAGUCAAUGACGUUACAAAAUCAAAAUUUUUGUCUGCGCGAUCAGCACGCGAAACAAAUGGAAGAAACGAGGCUCUAUUACGAAAGGGAAAUAAAUGCACUGAAAAAGCAGCUUGCAGACAUGAAAAAUAUCAUUCAACAAAGCAAAUUGAACGAGAAUUCAGUGAAAAGUGAGAUCCAAAAAGAAUUUGAAAUCAUGUCCCAGACCAAUAUUGAAUUGAGCAGUCGAUGCGACGCCUUAGAAAGCGCAAAAGAGAGUCUCCAGGAUCAGUUGAAACAAGCAAAUAUUACUCUGAAUCUAUCAAGAGAUGAUCUUGAGCGAAAGUACAACCGUUUACAAGAAAAUUACGACAAACUUUCGACGAAAUAUUACAAAAUAAAAGAUGAAAGCAAGAUGUAUCGUGAUCGAAGUAAAGUUCAGGAAAGCGUUGUUGAAAAGACAAAGAAGAAUGAGCGCGAAUUGGAAUCAUUAAUUGAAACUUUAAAGAGAGAAUUGGAAGACAGUAAAGUAAAAUGUGAGGUUGACAAAAGUUUGUACAAUGUAACACAACAACGACUUGAACGUCUGCUUCUGCAAAAUCGUGACAAAGAUUCAAUCAUCGAAGAUCUUGAAAUUAAAGUGAAAUCGCUCGAAAAAACAGUCAAAGAUGUCAAUAUCAACUCGGCCAAAGCUGGUUUGAGUGAAAUAAGAGAAAGUAUUAAGAGAGACAAAGAACUUCUAAAACGAGUUCUUCACGAUUAUGACUCUCUUAAUGAAAAACAUGAGAAAAGCAGGGAACACAUCUUGAAUUUGGAAGGAAAACUCGCUGAAAGCAAAGGAGAAGGACUAAGCUUAAGGAACCGAAGAAUUGCCGAAAGAUCAUCAAGAAAAACUUGGGAACAGCCUGCAAGUCCCACGUUCACACGUUAUGAUUUAAAUGACGAAAAAAGUUUUCGAAGAUUGGGAUCAAUAAAUCACAAGGAGAGCUCAGACCUUUUUCGUCCAGCUUACGAUGCGAGCGGUGGAUAUAACAAAUAUGGCGAUGCAAAAAGAUUAUCAGCUGGUAGUAAAGAUGAAGAAAACAGUUUGGCUUACAAUUAUUGUAAUCAAAUUUACAAAAGAGUUUACGACAAGGGAGGAGCAGAGAUUGACCCCAUUGACCGUCGUGCAAUCAUGAUUUCCGCGGAGAAAAACUUUCUCGAAUUAUCCGAACAGCGAAGGCGCCUGGAAUCAAAUCUGAGAAAAAUGUGUUGGUCUAGAAUGUCAGAGCAAGAUAAAGAAGACAAGAGUUUCCUGGAAAGUAAACUGGAUGAAGUUAUAAAAGAGCUUGGCAGGAUACGAGAACAGUUGAAAGCAGAUAUGGUGCGAUAG